Dunckerocampus dactyliophorus (ringed pipefish) is the source of this 2457-nucleotide messenger RNA. RefSeq names its product family with sequence similarity 98 member A (gene tslig3a). Lineage: Eukaryota; Metazoa; Chordata; Actinopteri; Syngnathiformes; Syngnathidae. The coding region runs from base 124 to 1584 and encodes 486 amino acids. Gene Ontology annotation, cellular component: tRNA-splicing ligase complex. The transcript has 8 exons. The record is from RefSeq and is a predicted model, not a curated record.
GUCCAGCACAGUGCUUCACUAGUAAAUCGAGCGAAAAAGACGUCAGCCGCUGGCAGUCCAGCUGGUUCACUGAAGUGAUUUUGACAUUUUGUAAUAUUUAUAACAUACACAAAAAGUCUUACUAUGGAGAAUGAUAUUAUCGUCUCUCUUGAAGAUUUAGGGUAUCAAGGCCCGGUAUCUGAAGAUGGGGCUCUGGAUGCAAGUGUGACCGGUGGGGCUGCUUCACCGGAGUUUACAAAGCUCUGUGCAUGGAUUGUGUCAGAGCUCAGACUUUACUGUAAACUGGGGGAGAAUGUCCACGCCACAAACUGUCCAAGCGAGGCAGAGAGCUUCCAGCUGGAGAUGAGUGGUUUGUUGUCUGAGCUGACUUGUCCUUACGCCGUCCUCACCAGUGGAGAUGUCACCCAACGCUUUCUCAACAGGAAUGACUGUCUACUGCUACUCUCGUUUUUGGUAUCCGAGCUCGAGGCUUCGAGGAUGAUCCUGGUAAACAGACCUCAGAAGACGGCCCAGGAAUCUGACAGUCCUGCCUUCCAGGAGCUGAAGGGCAUCUGCGUAGCAUUGGGCAUGUCCAAACCUCCAGCCAACAUCACCAUGUUCCAGUUAUUCAGUGGCAUUGAGAAGAAGCUGAAAAAAGCCACAUGCGGAGUACCGCCAAGUCAUAUUGGAGAGCCCCUGUUGAAGAAAGCCUUUGGACCUGUGCACAUGGAAAAGAUUGAAGUCAUCAACCAAGCACUUGUGAACGAAUAUGAAGUGCGAAGGAAGAUGCUGUUGAAACGCCUGGAUGUGACCGUGCAGUCUUUUGGUUGGUCAGAAAGAGCGAAGACGCAUGCUGAGAAGUUGGGCAAAGUUUAUCAGCCCCUACGUUCUGCCCUUGCCACCAAAAGCAAAAUCUCUGUUGCCCACCUUUUUGCAGCCCGACAAGACAUGUCAAAAAUCCUCCGUACAAGCAGUGGCAAGUCACGAGAGAAGACUGCUUGUUCCAUUAAUAAGGUUUUAAUGGGUCGAGUGCCAGACAGGGGAGGCCGUCCCUGUGAGAUUGAGCCCCCCCCUCCAGAGAUGCCAUCCUGGCAAAAGCGUCAGGAUGCCCCCCAAGGUAGCGGACACUAUGGCGGUGGGGGGCAUGGUGGUGGCAGGGGAGGUUACGAUCAUUACUCCCAAGGGCGGGGGGGCUAUGAGAGGGGCGGCGGCGAAAGGGGGGGCAGGGGAGGAGGCAGCAGAGGCGGGAGGGUGCAAGGAGGUUGGGGGGAGGGGGCGGGAGGAGGACGAGGCGGCUACAACAAGGGCCAGUAUCAAGAGGGGGUCCAUCACGGAGGAGGCGGUGCAAGAGGUGCCUAUCGAGGAAACAGCCAAGGAGCCCCCCAAGAGUCUGGCUACCACACGGGUUACCAUGACAACCACCACCAGAAUGGAGGCUGGCAUCAGGAGCGAGGCGGCGGCAGAGGAGGCAGGGGACGAGGGGGACGCGGGGGCAGAGGAGGCCUGAAUCUGAACCAAGGAGGACACUUUGAACAGUUUUUCCAACACGGCGGACAGCACUACAACCAAGCCGGCUUCAAUCAAAACCGCUACUACACCAGUUGAAGACGUGGGGUGAGACGUUGUCCUCCCCCGCGUCCUUCAUAGGCCUUAUCAAGCAAUCUCACAUUCAGCAUGUUUGACCACUCUGGAUACUUGUACAGUGGAAUGCGCUUAUGUCCAUCGUCUGAGUGGACCAACUCAUCAAGUCCCGGUGCACCGUGUUCUUAUUAAAGGGAUAGUUGGGAUUUUUGUAAAAUCCCAACUAUCCCUUUAAAAACAAGUAUCCGCUGAAGUCGACGUAAACUGAGAGCCAAAGCGGUCAUUUGUUUGAAAAAUGUCUAACCACACAGGAUUCAAACCUGCACACAGUCACUUCCUGUUCAGUGCAAAGUAAGCUGCAAAAUGUGUCGACAAACAAAAAAUGAUCUCAUUAUCUCCUCACAUUCUCCUUAUGUCUCUGAACAAAGUCACAAAUAAAAUGCAAUGCAAGCAAUGGCUAGUUUUGGUUUUUCGGUAAUGUCGGCGACGGGCUUAUGUCGACAUAAACAGCUUCCACUGUACUCGGGUACAUCAACGUACACAUGGAUGCUUAACACAUCCUGUCUAUACUGAUUUUUUUGUCUCCCUGAAAACAUAAGUUAAAAAAAUGUGUAAAAAAAAAGAGUAAAUUUUACUUACUUUUACUUUAUUUGAAAAGUACCAUCUUUUUGAAAGAUGGAAUAGAGUCAUGAUGGUACGUGCGUGUCUGACUGUCAGAGGAUCAUGGUCCGGCUCGAAGAAUUGAUCCAUAAUCGUUUCAUUAAACAGAUGCUUGAGUUAUGAUCUGUUGAAAUAAUUUAGCAGUUUUUUUUUUCUUUUGAAAGAGGUCACAUAGCAUUGCUUAUAGAAGUGUUCAAAUAAGAAAAGGAAAUAAAAUUGUAAAAAGAAAACAUUUCA